AUGAAAAAACAAUAAGUUAACAGAAUUAAAAUUUAUUAUCCUUCUCUAUCAUGUUAAAGUAAUAAAAUUAAAUCAAGCUAAAAUAAAGCAUUUUUAAUUUUAGAAUAAAAAUCAUGGGCUUAAUAAAAAAUCGAUGUUGCAUCUGAUAAAAAGAUUGUUUAAUUUGUUUAAGCUUUUAAGGAAUAUGGAUAUAAUUGGCUUUAAUUUUGUCAAGUACAUAGGUAAUGGUGA
Paramecium sonneborni is the source of this 231-nucleotide messenger RNA. The record is from the annotation of a GenBank genome assembly. Lineage: Eukaryota; Ciliophora; Oligohymenophorea; Peniculida; Parameciidae.